Molecule: messenger RNA, 731 nt
Organism: Phragmites australis (common reed)
Lineage: Eukaryota; Viridiplantae; Streptophyta; Magnoliopsida; Poales; Poaceae
Product: probable calcium-binding protein CML25/26
Exons: 1
Coding region: 114-578 (154 amino acids)
Molecular function (GO): calcium ion binding
Source: RefSeq, a predicted model, not a curated record
UAUAUAUAGUUGCACACAGGCUGCCAAAGCAAGCUGUGUCAUUCAGCAAUUGCCUGCAAAUAUCAGGAAGGGAUCCAAGACCUCGCAUCCUUGCAUACAGAUAUCUAGUAGGAAUGGUUGCCAUGGUGGCAUCGUCCUUGUUCGCAUCCUUGGACAAGGACGGCGACGGCAAGGUCUCCGCCUCCGAGCUGCGCGGCUGCAUGGCCGCAGCGCUCGGCGAGGACAUGUCCGAGGAGGAAGCCGCAGCCAUCUUGGCAGCAGCGGACGCCGACGGCGACGGCCUGCUGGACCGCGAUGAGUUCUUGAGCCUGGCCCGUGAAGCGGAAUGCGCCGCCGACGAGGGCGGCAGGUACGAGUGCCUGAGAGAGGCUUUCGGGAUGUACGCAAACGCAGCUGACGGGGAAGAGCAGUGCAUCACGCCGGCGAGCCUGAAGGAGAUGCUGAGCCGGCUGCUGGGCACCUCGCAGCAUCUAGGCAUGGAGGAGUGCAGGGCCAUGAUCUGCAGGUUCGACCUCAACGGCGACGGCGUGCUCUCCUUCGACGAGUUCAGGGUCAUGAUGCAUGAUGGCCUCAUGUGAUUAGAUCAGCCAUCAUUCCACGCAUCAUGUGUAUCCAUCCAUUCCUUGAUUUGAUUCUUUCACUGGUUUCGUUGGUUCAAUUUGCUUUGCUGCUUAAUUACUUGUACUUGUUCGUUUUCUUCUCGGAUAGUUAAUUACUUACGUGUUCGCUAA